GCUUAGCAAUCAGCAGUUCAGACCAACCUGAUCAACCUCAAAGCUCUACUUUGUUUCAACACGACUUGCCAAACCAUGGCAGCAGACUCUAGGGAAACGACUUCAGGGGUGAACGGUGCGGAAGCCCAGAAGCUGCCACCAGGCAUGGUUCUGGGCAAGGACGGCAAGCCUUGUCGAUCCUGCACAUCCGGUGCCGCUUUCAAGUCCUGGUCCGCCAGCAUGAAGUCCUCGGCCGGCGGCGUAUCCGCUGCUGGCUUUGGCGCUGCUGCCACUGCGAAGAGCCCGCCGGCGACUCCAAAUGACUGCCCUGCCGAUGUCGAAACCCUGGGUCGGAGUACCUGGACGCUCUUGCACUCGAUCGCCGCGACGUACCCGAAAGACCCAUCUCCUACGCAGCAGUCCGAUCUGAGGACGUUUCUUGGCGCCUUCUCGAGGCUGUAUCCCUGCUGGGUCUGCGCCGACGAUUUCCAGACAUACAUGGCCAAGGAGCAGCUUGCCGUCGGCAGCAGAGAUGAGUUUGGCAAGUGGCUGUGCGAGGCGCAUAACGCGGUCAACACGAAGCUGGGCAAGGACACCUUUGACUGCAACAAGUGGGAAGAAAGAUGGCGGACUGGUUGGAAGGACGGCAGAUGUGACUGAUCCACAGCGACCGCGGUUUGCAGCAGCGGUGGUCGUUGUGUCAAGGCGACAUUGUAAGAACAAAGUGUACACUAUAUGCAUCCGGCACGACAUGGAUGCGCUGCCCGUGGGAUACAUUUAGCGAUAUCUCUGGGCAGCGGGGCAUAGCGCAUCACCUCUCCCAACACUACUCGAGUACGUAGACAGCAUUUGCAGCAUCAGACAUGUACAUUUCGAAAUGCAACUACGGGUGAUUGCGCGAGCGGCCGUGCACAUCCGAAAGAUUUUGGACAGCCUGGCCAAGUUGACGUAACGGUGGACUGGUGCAAUCGCCUGCCACACCUGCAUGGCUGGAGUUCGCGAUCACGAGACCGUGGGCCGAUCAGGCACAGCAGGGCGAUGGGCACAACGCUCCGAGGUGUGAUCCAUACAGC
Molecule: messenger RNA, 1052 nt
Organism: Microdochium trichocladiopsis
Lineage: Eukaryota; Fungi; Ascomycota; Sordariomycetes; Xylariales; Microdochiaceae
Product: augmenter of liver regeneration
Exons: 2
Coding region: 76-639 (187 amino acids)
Cellular component (GO): mitochondrion
Molecular function (GO): flavin-dependent sulfhydryl oxidase activity; flavin adenine dinucleotide binding
Source: RefSeq, a predicted model, not a curated record